UGCGGUUAAGUAAUACUUGGCUGCAUGACCUUUGUAAAUGACGUGCUGAUGCUCGCUUCGCCGCCAACGUGCAUCCGAGCAAUAUCUUUGUCUUCACACUCGCUCACCCAGCCGUAAGCUUCUCACCACUGUAACGAUUUGACGAAUCUUCUUCCUCUUCGAUGGAUACCCCCUCUCAGCGCUCGCUAGAGCCGGGCGUUGGUGAUCCAGCCCCGGUGAGAUUUCCCAAGAUCCUCUUCCCUUCCUGCGUGGCCUACUGCCAUAGCAAACCAUGCUGUACAUAACGAAGGAAUAUGAAAGUUGGAACCCAAAUGUAAAGCGUUGAAUGCGCGCACGCGAUUCAUUAAGUGUGAAAUUGCCUUUGCGCCGAGUGGUUCACGAUGGGGCCGGAUGAAGCAAGCGCUGAGCGCCGCACGCUACAGCCCGGGUCAUACGAGAGUGCAAUUUCGCAUGUGCCGUGGCCCCGCAUGCUGCCAACAGCCAACCUUGGAACUGCGACCGACAGCAUUCACCAGGCCCGGUGGUCCGGCUGACUGUGCUGCGGUGCGACGAAACGGCUGUCACCAAGCACAGCGUCAGGGUCCCUGUGUACCAUGUACAAUGCUUGACAGUGAGCAUAGACGCUCGAGCUGCGCCUCGAAGCAUAACGAUUGGGGCACGGAGAUGGAUCGGACUAGGCUGGGUCUCAAGAACGCCCAGCGUGAGCUUCAGAGUAAGCUUAGAGUUUCUGGCCAGGCCAAUCGCAGGAUCGCCCCCUUGCGAAUCCGGAGGCGCAGGGGCACCAAACAGAUGGUCCCAGGAGCGGAGAAGAGGAGCGCACGACGGGCAUCAAGUCGUUGCGUCGCGCGCUCCACGUCGUGCCUGAGGCUUGCGCCGGCUGCUCGUCCAUGAUGCGGCGGGGCGCUGGUCGACGAGCGGCGUGCAGUCGCGCCGCGCGCAAGUAUCGAUUUCCGGUCAGGCGCUGCCGGUGCCUGGGCGCAAGGCUAUUCCUGGAAAUUAAGCAUGCCCGGCUGAGCAAGAAAUUGCAGCCGUCGCCAAAAGGCCGAAAUU
Molecule: messenger RNA, 1050 nt
Organism: Paraphaeosphaeria sporulosa
Lineage: Eukaryota; Fungi; Ascomycota; Dothideomycetes; Pleosporales; Didymosphaeriaceae
Exons: 1
Coding region: 391-891 (166 amino acids)
Source: RefSeq, a predicted model, not a curated record